This is a messenger RNA of Vombatus ursinus (common wombat), 1604 nucleotides long. RefSeq names its product protoporphyrinogen oxidase (gene PPOX). Lineage: Eukaryota; Metazoa; Chordata; Mammalia; Diprotodontia; Vombatidae. Bases 98 to 1528 code for a protein of 476 amino acids. Gene Ontology annotation, molecular function: protoporphyrinogen oxidase activity, oxygen as acceptor. Gene Ontology annotation, cellular component: mitochondrial inner membrane. Gene Ontology annotation, biological process: heme biosynthetic process. The record is from RefSeq and is a predicted model, not a curated record. The transcript has 13 exons.
CGGCUUGGGGGCGGGGUCGCCGGAACCCGGCGACCCCCCAUUUUCCAUCUCCCCCUGCCGUUGCUCAUUCUGGCUCCCGGCUUCUCCAGGCCUCCUGAUGCCCGGGACCGUGGCCGUACUGGGCGGCGGCAUCAGCGGCUUGGCCGCCUGUUACCACUUGAGCCGGGCCCCUUGGCCUCCCAAGGUGAUCUUGAUCGAAGCCAGCCAACGCCUCGGGGGCUGGAUUCGGUCAGUCCGAGGGAAGGAUGGAGCUGUCUUUGAACUUGGACCCCGAGGAAUUCGUCCGGCCGGAGAGUUAGGAGCGAGGACCUUGCUCAUGGUGUCAGAGCUUGGCUUGGACUCUGCGAUUUUGCCGGUUCCCGGCAGCCGUCCUGCUGCACAAAACCGCUUCCUGUAUGUCGGGGGAACCUUGCACCCUCUGCCAACUGGCCUCAGGGGACUAUUCCUUCCAGCCCCACCUUUCACCAAGCCCCUGUUCUGGGCUGGGCUUAGGGAACUGACUGCUCCUCGGAGCAUGGAACCUGAUGAGACUGUGUACAGUUUUGCAGAGAGGCGCCUGGGACCAGAGGUGGCUUCCAUCGCUAUGGACAGUCUUUGUCGAGGAGUAUUUGCAGGAGACAGUAGAGUUCUCAGUAUCCGCUCCUGUUUUCCCAGUCUCUUUCGGGCUGAACAGACUCAUCGAUCUAUUCUGCUGGGGUUGCUGCUGGGUGCAGGACAGAGCCCCCAGCUAGAUUCACCUCUGAUUAGUCAGGCUAGAGCUGAGCGUUGGAGCCAGUGGUCUCUUCGGGGAGGGCUGGAGACACUGCCCCAGGCCUUGGGCACCCACCUGAUUCAUCAAGGAGUCACUGUUCUAACGGGUCAGGCAGUUUGUGGACUCAAUUUCCAGUCCGGUCGAUGGCAGGUGUCUCUGGGAGAUAGCAGCCUGGAGGCUGAUCACAUCAUUAGUGCUGUCCCCGCUGCAGUAUUAAGUGAAUUACUUCCCUCUGAGGCAGCACCUCUGGCCCAGGCCCUGGCUCCUAUUCGUGCUGUAUCUGUGGCUGUGGUGAAUCUGCAGUAUCAGGGGGUUCAUCUGCCUGUCCAGGGUUUUGGACACCUGGUGCCAUCUUCUGAAGAUCCUGGUGUCCUGGGAAUUGUAUAUGAUUCUGUUGCCUUCCCUGAACAGGAUGGGAGCCCUUCCAGUGUUAGAGUAACGGUGAUGCUGGGGGGAGCUUGGCUGCAAGCACUGGAGGAUGGGGGGCAGAAGUUACCUGAGGAACUAUUCCAACAACAAGCCCAGGAAGCAGCUGCCACACAGUUGGGGCUAAAAACGCCACCAACUCAAAGCCUGGUUAGCCUACAUAAGAGCUGCAUUCCCCAGUAUACCUUAGGCCACUGGCAGAGACUAGAGGCAGCUGCCCAAUUUCUAGCCGACCAUCAACUGCCUCUGACUCUAGCUGGAGCAUCUUACGAAGGUGUUUCAGUCAAUGACUGCAUUGAGAGUGGGCGACGGGCUGCAGCUCGUGUCUUGAGCACUGAUCCUGACCUUUGACCUACAGCCUUUUUUCUUAUCCCUGCAGGCCAGGGGCUCCAGUCAAGACUAAUAAAAUUGCUCUAAUUGGACAGUA